Messenger RNA from Manacus vitellinus (golden-collared manakin), 567 nucleotides. RefSeq names its product transportin-3-like. NCBI's taxonomy places the organism in Eukaryota, Metazoa, Chordata, Aves, Passeriformes, Pipridae. The annotation marks the transcript as partial. Gene Ontology annotation, cellular component: cytoplasm; nuclear membrane. The record is from RefSeq and is a predicted model, not a curated record. Gene Ontology annotation, biological process: protein import into nucleus. The transcript has 4 exons.
CCUGUGCUCUCCCUGCUCUCCCUCAGGAGGGUGUCCCGGAGGAGACUGACGACUUUGGGGAGUUCCGGAUGCGCGUCUCGGACCUGGUGAAAGACCUGAUCUUCCUGGUGGGCUCCGUGGAGUGUUUUGCUCAGCUCUAUGCCACCCUGAAGGACGGGAACCCGCCCUGGGAGGUGACGGAAGCCGUGCUCUUCAUCAUGGCCUCCAUAGCCAAGAGCGUCGACCAGGAGAACAACCCGACGCUGGUGGAGGUGCUGGAGGGGGUGGUGCGGCUGCCCGAGUCGGUGCACACGGCCGUGCGCUACACCAGCAUCGAGCUGGUGGGCGAGAUGAGCGAGGUGGUGGACAGGAACCCGCAGUUCCUGGAUCCCGUGCUCGGGUACCUGAUGAAGGGGCUGUGUGACCGGCGCCUGGCGUCAGCUGCUGCCAAGGCCAUCCACAACAUCUGCUCCGUGUGCCGGGACCACAUGGCCCAGCACUUCUCCGGCCUCCUGGAGAUCGCCCGCGCCCUCGACUCCUUCGCGCUGUCCCCCGAGGCCGCCGUGGGGCUGCUCAAGGGUGGGUACG